Molecule: messenger RNA, 2873 nt
Organism: Xiphophorus couchianus (Monterrey platyfish)
Lineage: Eukaryota; Metazoa; Chordata; Actinopteri; Cyprinodontiformes; Poeciliidae
Exons: 4
Coding region: 291-1139 (282 amino acids)
Molecular function (GO): serine hydrolase activity
Source: RefSeq, a predicted model, not a curated record
AGCAGAAUAAGAAGCCACCCAGUUCCAGAGGAAGGAGUAAACAGCAGAAGUCCCACUUAUUAAAUCAAAUGUUAGACUGUUUUAAUUAGUUUUGCACCGUUAGUAGGAAUGCGCUCCGGAAGAUAGCUCCUUGAUAAUUAAAGCAUCUUUUGGACCAAAUUGAACAGGUUAGUUACCCAGGCAACAAAAACAGGGAACGGUUUUCAUGCGAGUUUCGAGCAGGCGACCAAACAUGCGGACUUGUUGUCUCUUCAUUCGAAACCGACGAAACCAUUAGAGCUGGAGCUAGAAUGAUGAUAGCCAGGACUAGUCUGAGCAGAGGCAUCACUGCCCACCGCCUCUGUAAGAACGUCACCUUGUACCUGAAUGAAUUAACCUCCCCAGGCGUAAUGGUCCAGAGUCAGACCCCUGAGGACCAUAAACCCCUCAUGCUGAUGCUGCCGUGGCUGGGAUCACGACCCCAAGCUGUGUCCAAGUACUGCGAAAUCUAUUUUCGGACAGGUUUUGAUGUGCUUGUGGUGGAAAGUGAGGUGAAAGACUUCCUGUGGCCUCGCUGGGGACUGGACCGUGGAAAAACAUUGCUGGAGUUGCUCCAGAGUGAACGCUUUAUGUCCCGUCCCCUCCUCGUUCAUGCCUUCUCCAUUGGCGGCUACACGUUCACUCAGCUGCUGGUCCAUAUCUCCCAGGACAAACAGCAAUACCAGGCAGUGACAAACAGGAUCAAAGGCCAAGUCUAUGACAGCUUGGUGAUAGGCUCACUGGAGCACAUGGCCACAGGUCUUGGGAAAACUUUGUAUCCUCGUUUGGAGAAUCUAGUAGUACAAGCCAGCAUGCUAUACUUCUGCAUUUUUAAACGUCAGACGGUGGACUACUUCAAUGCAAGCAUCGAUGCAUUUUAUAACACUCCAGUCAAAGCCCCGGCGCUGAUCUUCUUCUGUGAAAACGACCUGCUGAGUGAUGCACGAAGUGUGGAGAAAUUAGUGGAUUACUGGCAGAAUUGUGGGAUGGACAUAACGACAAAGAAGUGGGAAGUUUCAACACAUGCUGGUCAUUUACGGCAACAUCCGCAGGAGUAUCUGAGCACUUUAAACACAUUCCUAAACUCACUCCACAUUGUCCCGCUGAAGGCCAAGAUGUGAGGCUGUUAUUGGCUAAAUUCAAAAUACCUCACUUGUACUUCCUGUGCUUAGUUACUUUAGCAGCUAUGGAUUUUUAAAUAAACUUGAUUUAAAUCACAGCUCAAAUGCCUUUAAAAAUUGGGUUCAGUUCUGAUAAAAAAAAACUAAAAAAAAAACUGUGUGAGUUCACCACUCAGAACACAACCAUUGUGGCUAUCACAAGUAAUACUGUGAAGCAGCAGCGAAGAACACAGCAGGGCAGAUUUUACAUUAAGCAGUUAGACCUCAUGUUUUUUUUUAUCCCUGUUAUUUUAAGUUAGAUUGUCAGAGAAUCUUUGUUGAACAGAAAGCUACCAUCGUCAACAUUUCUUUUAUUUUUCUUUUAAAGGUCACAGACAAGAUUUAAGUCUCAACAUCUCGGGUGGGAAGUCUGCUUUUGCUGAGUAGAAACAGUGAAUCUGCAGCUAUUCUUCAUCUUUUGGACAUUUAUCUUAGCCACACCUUCCCUGUAUUCAUUCAUUCUGGAAAAUGUGAGGCAAAAAUCAUGUUCAGUGUGACAGCCUUGAAGUACAUUCAAGACUUGAGUUCCUCAUUACUUCCCACUUUGACAACUUUUGUUCUCGUCUUACUUAUUUGUGGUUAAAACAUGUUGUUUAUUGCAAUGUAUGGGUGUUUCAAUAUAUUUUAUAAUCAUGACAUCAUAUAUCCCUAUGAGAAUUAUACUUUACUGAGUUGUAAUGCCUUUAAAACUUAAGUGGAUGUUUUUGGUGCUAAUAUGUAAAGAACUUAACUUCUUUGAACUUGAACUUACUUUAGUGUUUAUUCAAACCAGAAUUUACUAAAAGUUCCAUUACAAAUGCUCUCUCAGAUUUUUUCUGUUUAAAAUCAACUGUACUGCUUAUGACAUGAAAUUAUUUGUACACCUCAAAAGAUUUGAAUAUUGUUACAAGAUCGCUGUAUCGGGAGAUGAUCAAAAGACAGUCAUCGACACCCUUCACAACAAGAUUAAGCCAUAAAAAUCCCUGCUGAAGAAAUUGAUUGUAUGGUUUCAACCAUAUUAACAGAAAAUUAAUGUGAUGUGGUUGGAAAUGGUGCAACAAGGACAACCACAAAUCCAUUCCAGAACAGCCACCACACACAGAUGAAUACUAGAUAUAGGAUAACAAUGUCACAUUACCUGCUUCAAGUGUACGGGUGAAAAAGUAAGACAGAGGAUAUGCAAGUCGUUGUAGAGUGUAGAAAGAACAAUUGCAAUAGAUUAUGUAAAAUCUAUUGCAAGUCUCUCUACUUAAAAUGGAAGAAUAACAAUCGUCAUUUUAAAGGAAAUGGCUAGACUUUCUUUUAUGUUUUUGACUGUACCUACAAUUCUGUUGGACUCGGCAAGAAUAGCUGUAGUCCUGCUGAAGCUAAUGUGGAUCUUAAUAAACAAACAGUGCUUUCACAAAAACACAAAAGCUUCCCAGAAUAGGCAGUAGCUACACUUGAAACCUGAAGUAGUUCUGAUUGGAAAUCCUCAUUGUUUUAGUAGAUUGUUACGCAGUUUAAUUACUGAAGGUCAUUGUUGAACUUAGUGCCUUUAAUUUGAGUUGUUUCAUUACUUGAUUGUUUGUGGAAAAGUACACAGCAAGUAAAUGUUAACUUUCACUGUGCUAUUUGUGCAAAUUACUGAUCAAUAGUAAGGAGACUUGAUCGAAAGUUCUCCUGGUGUUCUUAUUCAUUUUUUUAGUUUAAAAUAAAAUUCUAUAUUAUAAUUAG